AUUUUCCCAAUGCAUUUUCCCAAAUCAUGACCUCUAUCUAAUGCUUAUUUUAAACCAAUAAUAUAUUAAACAUAUUAAGUAAUUAAUAUUACUAAAAAGCAUUUAGUAAUGCUUUUUGUCUAAAUCAGUUUGAAGCCUUAUUUUGUGAAUUGGGGAUCAAACAGCAUAACAGUAUAAUUCUUGCUUUUCUGUACAUAAGCUAUAUCCUCUAUAAUUUCAGGACAUUUUCAUAGAUCCGGAUGACAACCAGUCUGUUGCAAGAGAAAGUACAGUCUUGCUGCAGUGGCGUGCCCUGCGUUGCCAACAGGAUGAAGAGUAUCAAGUUUCUCUGCAAAUAGACAGAGAAAGGGAGAGAAGGCGAAGGCAACUCCUGGAGCGUGAACUAAGAAGAGUACACGUAACUUAGUUAAGUAAUAGGUAUUGCCCUAUAAAGACUAAAACCUUAAAUCAAUCACUUACAUUUACAAUUAUUUGUGUCUAGGUAAUAAAUACAAGAAAUGGAUUGAUUCCAUACCAGAGCCUGAAAAUGGGAUGGUCAUUCAGUUUAAAUAUCCUGAUGGUGGCUUAAAAAGGAGACGCUUCCUACCAAGUCAGCUAUUUCAGGAUUUAGUUGCCUUUGCAGGUAAUGUAGACAUGGCCAGUGAAAUAUUUUCACUCCAGAAAGCUAUGUCUCCUAUCUCAAUCCUGAGUACCCAAAGAGGUUCACUAGCAGACAAUGGAAUCACUGCACAGUGUACUUUGUACAUUCUGUGGAUGUCAGGGGAUGAAGUGGAGAAUAUUAUAUCAAAUUCAUCCAUAGCAUGUGGCCCAUACCCAGUUGCACCAUCUACCACCUUUUCUCCUGCUCCUUCUCCGCCCACCACGAUCACCACCUGUUCUCCUGCCCCCUCUUCACCCAUCCCAGCCCCCAUAUUUUCUCCUGCUCCUUCUCCACCCACCACAAUCACCACCAUUUCUCCUGCUCCCUCUUCACCCAUUGCAGCCCCCAUAUUUUCUGCUGCUCCUUCUCCAUCCCAGAGUCCUUCAUUCAGUCCAUCAAGCCCAGACCAGGAGGAUAUUGAAGAAGCUUUUGACAUUGCUGCUGCACUGCAGACUCUGAAGGCAAGGGUUCACCAUCUUGCUCCUACUGCCAAUCAAAUAAACGUUCUUCGUGAUGAAGAGUUUGAAUGUGCUCUAAGAGCUUUCAACAGGCCAACCUUUGACGCUGAGUCAAAACUAGACAUCGUCUUCAUUGAUGAGGAUGGUCGAGGAGAAGGGGCCGUAGAUGAUGGUGGGCCUACCAGAGAGUUUUGCAGACUGCUUAUGGGAAAACUACAAGGGCACCAAAUAUUUGAAGGGCCUCCAGAAGAACGCACCCUUGCACUUGACAGCAUUGCACUUCACACCAACACCUACAAAAGCGUGGGACAGAUGUUGUCUGUUUGCCUGAUCCACGGGGGAGUGUCACCUAACUUCUUUUCAAAAAGGCUUUUCAGCCAAGUCUUUGGUUUACCAUCUGGUCCAGCAACCAUUGAGGACAUGGUAGACCAUGGUCUCAGAGCUAAACUGGAGAAGAUAAACAGUGCAGAUACGCUUGAUGAUGCCAGGGAGGCUGUUAGUGAAACUGCUGAAGAGUUGGCGCUGAUGGGAGCUCUACGGCACCUCAGAUCCUUGGAGCACAGGAAGGAGCUGAUGGAAGCUGUUCUUCAGUUUUACUGUGAAGGCCGAAUCCAUGCAGCCCUCACACAAUUUAAAGAUGGACUGACUACACUUGGGGUCCUUCAGAUGGUAACCUCACACCCUCAAGCUUUUGAAAAAGUCUUUCUUUACGACCCAACGCCACUGAAGGCCAGCGAUAUUGUGGAACUUUUCCAUGCCAGGUGUCGAUCUUUGCCAGCAUCAAACCGAAGGCGGAAGGUGGACUUGCCCAUCCAAUAACUCUUGAGCAUGUGCUCAUUUUUGCCACUGGCCUUCAACGAAUCCCAGCAGUGGGUUUUCCAAUGCAGCCAGAGCUGGCAUUUUUGCACCCAGAUGAUGGACUAGCGAGGUUUCCAAAGGCCAACACAUGUUCACUGGUUCUUCACUUACCUGUAGGCCAGACUUACACUGAAUUCAAAAAUAACAUGGAGCUUGGACUAGGCUGUGCUUCCCAGUUUGGGGAGGCCUGAAGUUUUAAAAUAUUUUUUUUGAUAAUUCCAAGUGAUAUUUGAAUGAGAUUCUAAAACUUGUUUUUGUUUACAGAAUGCUUUUGAAGUAUUUUAUAUAUUAAAUUGUAUUUGGUUUGUUUGUCAGUAAUAAACCUUACGAGUGCUUGCUUAUUCUAAAA
This is a messenger RNA of Astyanax mexicanus (Mexican tetra), 2305 nucleotides long. Its product is annotated as G2/M phase-specific E3 ubiquitin-protein ligase-like. The transcript has 9 exons. Gene Ontology annotation, molecular function: protein binding; ubiquitin-protein transferase activity. NCBI's taxonomy places the organism in Eukaryota, Metazoa, Chordata, Actinopteri, Characiformes, Acestrorhamphidae. Bases 532 to 1917 code for a protein of 461 amino acids. The record is from RefSeq and is a predicted model, not a curated record.